AUGACUCCAUUCCAGCAAGCGGUCCUCGGUUAUCUGAAAAAAUGUGGGAUUAGAUACAGUGUGACAAAAGGGGGUAAGAAGCAGGAUUGCACACAUGAGCCUGAGUUUCAAAGUGUUCAUAACACAAAAAGAAAGGACUGGGGUGAACGCUACCCACCAUCAGUUGGAUUGAACCAUGCCCAGCCUACUCCUGAAGCGAUUUCAAGGUUCAAUACCAACUUGCUAGCAUGUGAGGGUGUGAUUCUGAAGAAGAAAUGGGUAAAACACUAUCAUCCAAUACUGGCGGUGCUGUCUGGGCAAGACAUCAAGGAUGAAUUGACGCCGGGGUGUGAGAUGACAAUGAAUACAUGGAGGUGUGUUCAACGCAUGCUGUGGGAGAAGGAUAAUGGAAUUUACAAAGGGUGGCUAGACAGAUUCAGAGGGGUCUUCGACCCAAAAUUUGUUGAAGAGGUUUGCCGAGAUGACGGGGAAACUGACUGGGAUUACAUCGACACUAUGAUGAACUCAGAAGUGAAUGGAUAUAGAAUUGAUUGGCUUAAAAAGUUCUGGUUCCCAGUUGAUUUUAUGGACUGCUGGUCAAUGUACCUUCUGGACAAGGAUGAAAAAACUGUGAUGGUGCUUGACCCAACAGAGACCGAUGCCAUGGAUGAGAUGAGGGUGAAACAUGAGAGCCGUGCCAUGAAGUUCCAGCGUAGGUUCUGCUCUCUGUUUAACAACUUUUUCAGCAGCGGCUUGGUUGACAUAGAAGGUUGGAAAUUCCUGUACCCACUAGUGGCGCAGCACGAUCCAUGCAGCAGGGAGGACAGUGGGGUGUACAUUGCACACUACUACACUGACUUCAUGGGGCUCUACCUCCGCUCAACGCUUUGCAAGAAACAGAUUGAUGAUUUGCGGGGGAAACUUGCAUAUGAGGUUGUGGCCAUGAAGGGCAACAAGGGAGACAUACCGGAGUUCCUGUACGACGUCAUCAUAGACUGAUGAUCUGGUGUAGCGUACAAUAAAUGGACAGAGAAAGAUUGGGCUACAAGCAUGCAAGAUCUUUUGUCAGCCGUCGUUGUACUACCAGUUCCUCUUUGAAGUGCGCGCAGUUUCAUUUUGCAUCGCUUCGGCACAAAACGCAGGGCGCAGAAACCUGGUUUUCCAAAUCAGUCGUUUGUGUGCGUGCGUGGUGAUUCAAGUUAUGUAACCCCCUUAAAUUUGAGACUUUAGACCUACAAGCUGGCAGCUGACCCUAAAAGCAAAGACUGUGUGGACUUGAUGAGAUCGUAGUAAACAAUAUUGAGUACUAUAACUGGACGUGAUUUGCCAUAACAAUUGGUGAAUGACAUGUUUUCUAGUCUUACUGUUAUCUGAAAAUUGAACAACAAGCUCGCCCCUUAGAAAUAGCGUGGGAUGAUAUUAAGCUUGUUUUGGACACUAGAAAAAAAAGACUUGUAAAAAGGGGCUGCCUUCAAUCGUUUGAGAGUUAGUACUAGAUGAUGGCGAUUGUAUUGAACGGUUCAUAUAUAAAAAUGGCGACUGGUCUAUAGAAGAUGUAAACAAAAGAAAGAAUGAUGUCAAAAUUUUGAGUGACUAGGUGAUGACGAUUGAAAAGGGAAUUUUCAACAAAAGAUCUGGAUGCCGAUUCUGUUUUUGUUAUUUUUGUUAAGAAGAACUAGAAACAAACAUGGUUGCCUUGCUCAAAGCUGCAAUUUUUUGGAGAUUUUACAUGAUUCGGUUGUCCCGUGGUGGUGCGUUCAUAUAGAGAGACGAACAGAAUUUUCUUUCGUCAAAACCUGGGGCAUGGAUGUUACAUGAAGAACCACUAGCUACAAUAGGCACAUCACCGCAACGAGAAAUGCCUCGCCAGGUAAUUCAAAACUAGUCUAGGCAACGUGGAAGUAAAAAAUAAAUUUUGGUUCAUUGGGAUAUAAAGGGGGGGAUGGUUUCAUGAUAGAUUUGCAACAAGUCUGCUGCCGAGAAGCUAAUGAAAGAUCAUGGUCCAGCCGUCGUGUGGAUCAUUACAGUGCUGAUUGAACGAGAAAAGACAUGAAGUAGGGAAAUGGUCUGUUGGUACGUGAUGCAGGCUAAAAAUUACUGAUGGAGUAGCAGAAGAUACAGAUCAUUUUACUUGGGGGAGUCCGCUUAGCGCCCCUUUCG
Molecule: messenger RNA, 2139 nt
Organism: Triticum aestivum (bread wheat)
Lineage: Eukaryota; Viridiplantae; Streptophyta; Magnoliopsida; Poales; Poaceae
Exons: 6
Coding region: 1-978 (325 amino acids)
Source: RefSeq, a predicted model, not a curated record